CGUCUCUAUGGUGGCGGCGGAUUCGCAGCGACCGAACGAUCCCGGGACUCAGGAAUCACCGCUGUCGUCUGUUUCCUGCGCGCCUGCGAUUCGGCCCCGUCUCCGCUAGGAUGUUCCGCCGGGAGCGCUCUAUUCCGCUGCGAGGUUCGGCUGCAGCCCUGUGCAACAACCUCAGUGUGCUGCACGUACCCGCCCGCAACCUCACACAUUUUGGGGUGGUCCAUGGACCCAGCGCCCAGCUUCUCAGCGCUGCUCCUGAGGGUGUGCCGUUGGCCCAGCGCCAGCUCCACGCUAAGGAAGGAGCUGGAGUGAGCCCUCCACUUAUCACCCAGGUCCAUUGGUGUGUCCUCCCUUUCCGGGUGUUGCUGGUACUCACCUCACAUCGAGGAAUACAGAUGUACGAGUCAGAUGGCUCUGUCAUGGUUUAUUGGCACGCCCUGGACUCUGGAGACGUGUCUCCAGUACAGGGUGUGUUUGCCCGAGGAAUUGCUUCCAGUGGCCACUUCAUCUGUGUGGGAACAUGGUCAGGCCGGAUACUGGUAUUUGACAUCCCAGCCAAGGGUCCCAACAUUGUACUGAGUGAAGAGCUGGCUGGACACCAGACAUCAGUCACAGACAUUGCAACUGAGCCUGCCCAGGGACAGGACUGCGUGGCUGACAUGGUGACAGCAGAUGACUCAGGCUUGCUAUGUGUCUGGCAGUCAGGGCCCGAAUUCAAAUUAAUGACCCGAAUUCCAGGAUUUGGGGUCCCGUGCCCUUCUGUGCAGCUAUGGCACGGGAUGGUCGCAGCAGGCUACGGGGAUGGGCAAGUGCGUCUGUAUGAGGCCAGUACAGGAACUCUGCACGUCCAGAUCAGCGCCCAUGCCCGGGCCAUCUGUGCCCUGGACUUGGCUCCCGAGGUGGGCAAGCUUCUCUCUGCAGCCGAGGACACCUUUAUACACAUCUGGAAGCUGAGCAGAAGCCCGGAGAGUGGCCACACUGAGGUGGAACACUGUCAUGGUGAGUGUGUACCUGACACCCAGGUCUGUGGUGCCCGAUUCUGUGACCCCUCAGGCAGCUCCUUUGCUGUGACUGGCUAUGACCUUGCUGAGAUCCUGAGAUUCAGCAGCGCGUGAGAAGAGCAGCCCUCCUUUCUCCCUGCCGUAUUUAUAAAGGAACCCUCCACCCAGCCCUUGUCUGUUUACUCAGUAUCACAGGCGACGAUCAGUCAGCUCAGCUCCAGGGAUGAGGGUA
This is a messenger RNA of Nyctereutes procyonoides (raccoon dog), 1233 nucleotides long. It is a transcript of the gene WDR54, whose product is annotated as WD repeat domain 54. Lineage: Eukaryota; Metazoa; Chordata; Mammalia; Carnivora; Canidae. The record is from RefSeq and is a predicted model, not a curated record. Gene Ontology annotation, molecular function: protein binding. Gene Ontology annotation, biological process: cilium assembly; cilium-dependent cell motility; sperm axoneme assembly. The transcript is spliced from 10 exons. Bases 111 to 1115 code for a protein of 334 amino acids.